Insectozyma verbasci is the source of this 879-nucleotide messenger RNA. Lineage: Eukaryota; Fungi; Ascomycota; Pichiomycetes; Serinales; Debaryomycetaceae. The record is from the annotation of a GenBank genome assembly.
AUGUUUCGAUCUCAAAGUCAAACUACAUUAUCAACACUAAUACAUCCACAACAAGAAGCAGGACAAGAUGAUUCAGAUAUAGUAAGUCUUUUAUCAGACUCAACACUAAUAAAUCCUACUUUAUCUAUUUUUAAUCAUCCAUUACAACAAUAUACAACUCAUAACACAAUACCAAUAAUAUCAAAAUUUUUAUCACCAGGUGUUGAAUUGUAUAAUUCUUACGGUAGUUUUGAAUCAAAUGCUGCUCCUAUAUUAUCUACAAAGUUUAAUUUGUUAAAGUCCAACUUUUUAAAUAUUUAUAAAGAAAAACAAUUAUUUUGCAAAGUAGAUUUUAAAAUCCAUUCAAAUUAUAUUACAUACUAUGUUUUAACCUUUCAAAAUGAGGUGGUUUAUUUAAUAAUGAAUAAUUCAAAUUACCCAACUAUAGAUUUUGCAUUUUGUGGAUCAUUUUUUAGAAUUAUGGGAAUAACUGGUACUACAAGUAGUCUAGGAAGUGCAAAUUUGAUUAAACUAUUUAUAAUGAGAAGUGAGAAAGGAUUAUUAUGUGAUGGUAUUGAAAUUGAGAGAGGAAAGAGAUUAAAGAUCGAUAAUGAAUUGCUGAAUUUGAUUCAGAAUGAUAUGAGUAAAGUAAAAGGAUAUAUACAUAGUAGUACCCCAUUGAUUGGUGUUCCAUUAGCUACUUUUGUUGAUUCUGGUGAUGUCAAAGUAAAUAAGAAUGGUGGCAGGUAUGUUAAACAUGGGUAUAUUCAAUUAUUUGAUUAUUUGAAUGAAGAAACUGUAAGUGAGCAUAUGUUGAUGAUUUGUUGUAUAUUAUUGACGUUAAGAGAACAAGAGUAUAGAAAAUUCAAAGGUGAUAAAAAGAGUAAUUAUGUUGGUUGA